UUCUCGUGCAGUUAGCGCUGAUGUGGUAUUGGAGUUCACUGUAGAACUGGAGAAGAACAGCAGUGAUUGUAGUUAAAUAUUCAGCUUGGAUCUUCGCGCUGAUCUAGUUUAAUUAUGGUUUAUUAUCAGACCUGGGAAGAGUUCGCUCGAGCUGCAGAGAAGCUCUACCUGACUGACCCAAUGAAGGUCCGAGUGGUCCUUAAAUAUCGACACUGUGAUGGAAAUCUCUGUAUUAAAGUCACAGAUGAUGCAGUGUGUUUGCAGUACAAAACUGAUCAGGCACAAGAUGUAAAGAAGAUUGAGAAGCUGCAUGGGAAGCUGAUGAGAUUAAUGGUCUCUAAAGAGUCCCACAGCGCAGCGAUGGAGACGGACUGAAUGACUGUAAAGGACUUAUGAACAAUAUAGCUCAUAGAAUUUAGAGGCCCUGUGUUUUGAGGGUGGAAAGAUGAAAAGGCCAUGAUAUUUAUUUUCUGCUUUUGGACUUAUGUAUGUUAUUAGUCAAUUUCCCUCAUGUGUUUUAAAUGGCCUAUUAUUUUCAAGUAAUAAGUCCCAGCAGGUACAGUUUUAUAUACCCAGACUUUAAGGUUUUUGCUCAUGUUUACUCGACCAGACCCUGAUUACAAAGUAUGUCAAUAUUAAGUACUAAGAAAUAAAUCCUUAUUCUUUUUUGAUCUUUUUAA
Trichomycterus rosablanca is the source of this 680-nucleotide messenger RNA. It is a transcript of the gene srp9, whose product is annotated as signal recognition particle 9. The record is from RefSeq and is a predicted model, not a curated record. Gene Ontology annotation, molecular function: 7S RNA binding. NCBI's taxonomy places the organism in Eukaryota, Metazoa, Chordata, Actinopteri, Siluriformes, Trichomycteridae. Gene Ontology annotation, biological process: SRP-dependent cotranslational protein targeting to membrane; negative regulation of translational elongation. The transcript has 3 exons. Gene Ontology annotation, cellular component: signal recognition particle, endoplasmic reticulum targeting. The coding region runs from base 115 to 375 and encodes 86 amino acids.